CGAGGAAGAAGAAUCAUCAACAAGAUAUGGGAAACUUUACCUGAGCUGUCAGUGCGUUUCGAUCUUUUCAGUAAGAGACAUGGGACCUUUAGCAGGGAGGCACGGUUUAUGUGCAUUUUUCCUAAUAAUAUUCAUUUCAGGAGGAUAUAUUCGAUGGGUUGAGGCCCAGCACUGCGUAUGGUAUGGUGAGUGUGGAGAAUCUAUAAAGGUACCUGGAAAAAAGUACAACUGUAACUACACCGGACCACCGCUCCCUCUACAGUCUGAGGGUUAUCAGCUUCUCACGGAACUUUGUCCAGGGUAUGAUUACGGGAGCCGAAAUCUCUGCUGCAAUGCUGACCAGCUGCGCACUCUUAAAGGGAGUCUCCAGCUGCCCCUUCAGUUCCUGUCUCGGUGUCCAGCUUGUUUCUUCAAUCUGAUGAACCUCUUCUGCGAGUUGACAUGCAGUCCUCACCAGAGUCAGUUCAUGAACGCCACACAGUUCAAUGCCUCCAACGUAGUGGAAGUGCAGUACUAUAUUGGGAAAUCAUUUGCUAAUGCAAUGUACAACGCCUGUAAGGAUGUCCAGGCGCCCUCCAGCAAUGUGAAGGCCUUAUCGAUUCUGUGUGGCAAAGAUGCAAGUGACUGCAAUGCAACUAACUGGAUCGAGUACAUGUUCAGUACAGAUAAUGGACAGGCUCCCUUUCCUAUCAAACCAAUAUUCUCUGAUAUGCCGGUAUCUGGUUACACUCCCAUGAACAACAAAACAUAUAACUGCACUGAAGGCCUAGAGGAUGGUUCAGGCCCCUGCUCCUGUCAGGACUGCACAGAGGCCUGUGGCCCCAAACCUGUUCCUCCUCCUAUCCCACCUCCCUGGACCAUCCUUGGAAUGGACGCCAUGGCUGUCAUUAUGUGGAUUUCUUACAUGGCCUUCUUGCUAAUCUUUAUGGGAGCUGUACUGGGAGCUUGGUGUUACAGGAAAAGGACUUUUCUGUCAGAGUAUGGCCCAAUUUUAGACAGCAACAGCCCCCUGUCUCUCAACAGUGAUAAUCCUGACCAAGGAAAUGUAUCAUGCUGUGAAACGCUGGGUGAACGCUUUGAGAAUGCCCUACAGAUGCUCUUCUGCUCCUGGGGGUCCUUCUGUGUGCGGCAUCCAUUUCUGGUCAUACUGGGCAGCCUGAUACUGGUAGUGGCUUGCUCCGGAGGCCUGGUCUAUAUGCACAUCACCACAGACCCAGUAGAGUUGUGGUCAUCCCCCACAAGCCAGGCUCGACAAGACAAAAACUACUUCGACAGCCACUUUGGACCCUUCUUUAGAACUGCACAGCUCAUUCUAACGACUCCCCUUACGGGCAAUUUCACUUACUCUCCAUAUUUUGGUGGGUCAAAUGUCCCGUUUGGAGCCAUUUUGGGUAAAGACGUCCUGCACCAGGUGCUUGACCUGCAGCUUGACAUUGAAAAUCUUGUCGCCACAUAUGAAGGUCAAAACAUCACAUUGAAGGACAUCUGCUUGGCUCCAAUGGCCCCAUAUAAUAACAACUGCACCAUCUUAAGUGUUCUCAACUACUUCCAGAACAGUCACUCUGUGCUGGAUCACUGGAUUGGAGAUGACUUUUUUGUCUACGAUGACUUUCACAGCCACUUCCUCUACUGUGUCAGUGCACCUGCAUCCCUCAACGACACAACUCUCCUCCAUGAUCCCUGUUUAGGCACCUUUGGUGGCCCAGUCUUCCCCUGGCUGGCACUUGGGGGUUAUGAUGACACAAACUACAACAAUGCCACUGCUCUCGUCAUCACCUUUCCACUCAACAACUACCUGAACGACUCCGUCAGAAUGGGCAAAGUGCUUGCGUGGGAGAAAGAAUUCAUCAGGUUUAUGAAGGACUACAAGAACCCCAACCUGACCAUCGCCUUUAGUGCAGAGAGGAGUGUUGAAGAUGAAAUUGACAGAGAGAGCAACAGUGACAUCAGCACUAUCGUGAUCAGUUAUGCCAUCAUGUUCAUCUACAUCUCCCUGGCACUGGGUCACAUCCACAGCUUCGGAAGGCUCAUGGUGGACUCUAAGAUUUCUCUGGGUAUAGCAGGUAUCCUGAUUGUGCUGAGCUCUGUGUCUUCCUCAUUGGGAAUCUUCAGCUAUGCUGGCAUUCCGCUUACAUUAAUCGUCAUCGAGGUCAUUCCCUUCCUGGUGCUGGCUGUUGGAGUCGACAACAUCUUUAUAAUAGUGCAGACAUACCAGAGGGAUGAACGGAUGCCACAGGAAGAACUUCACCACCAGAUUGGUCGUAUUCUUGGAGACAUAGCCCCCAGCAUGUUUCUCUCCUCCUUCUCGGAGACAGUGGCCUUCUUCCUUGGUGCCCUGUCGAACAUGCCUGCAGUGAGGACUUUCUCUUUGUUUGCUGGCCUUGCUGUUUUUAUUGAUUUCCUGUUGCAGAUCAGUUGCUUUGUCAGCUUGCUUGGCCUGGAUGCCAGAAGACAGGAGGGAAAUCGAUUUGACAUCUGCUGCUGUGUGAAGCUGCCAGAGGGUCAGGAAGUCAAAACACAUGGCUUCCUUUUCCGUUUUUUCAAGAAAAUCUAUGCACCAUUCAUUCUCAAAGAGUGGGUGCGACCGAUCGUUGUGGCAGUGUUUGUAGGCGUUCUGUCCUUCAGCAUAGCUGUGGUAAAUAAAGUGGAAAUUGGACUGGACCAGAAGUUAUCCAUGCCUGAUGACUCAUAUGUUCUUAACUACUUCAAGAACCUGAGCGAGUAUCUUCACACUGGUGCUCCUGUGUACUUUGUGGUAGAAGACGGUCUUAACUACAGUAGCCCAGAAGGCCAGAAUGUCGUGUGUGGAGGAGUGGGCUGUAACAACGACUCCCUUGUUCAGCAAGUCUACGCUGCCUCACUUAUCAGCAACUACACAACCAUUGCCUACACACCAUCCUCCUGGCUGGACGACUACUUUGACUGGGUAAAGCCUCAGUCAACCUGCUGUCGGUACUACAAUACCACCGGGGCCUUCUGCAAUGCUUCUGUGGUGAACACAUCCUGCGUAUCCUGCCGGCCUUUGACUCCCAGUGGAAAGCAGAGGCCUGUUGGAGAGGAAUUUAUGCAUUUUCUACCCAUGUUCCUAUCAGACAAUCCCAACCCCAAGUGUGGUAAAGGCGGCCAUGCAGCUUAUGCCACAGCAGUUGAUCUAUAUCCCAACAACAAAGGCGUUGGAGCCACAUACUUCAUGACUUUCCACACCAUCCUCAAGGAGUCCCCAGACUUUAUAGAUGCUUUGAAAAUGGCUCGAAAUCUGGCUCACAAUAUCAGUCAGUCUAUGGACCACAGAGUUUUUGCAUACAGUGUCUUCUAUGUGUUUUAUGAGCAAUACCUCACCAUUGCUUAUGACACAGCUCUGAACCUCAGUGUGUCACUGGGGGCCAUAUUUGUGGUGACAACAGUGUUGCUGGGCUUCGAGCUGUGGUCAGCAGUACUGGUCAGCAUUACGAUUGCCAUGAUCUUGGUCAACAUGUUUGGCGUCAUGUAUCUUUGGGACAUCAGCCUCAACGCGGUAUCUCUCGUGAAUCUGGUCAUGAGCUGUGGUAUUUCAGUGGAGUUCUGCAGUCAUAUCGUGCGAGCUUUUUCCAUCAGUGUGAAGAAGACCCGAGUGGAACGAGCUGAGGAGGCUCUGGCUCAUAUGGGCAGCUCUGUGUUCAGUGGGAUUACAUUAACAAAGUUUGGAGGUAUCUUAAUCUUGGCACUUUCCAAGUCGCAGAUCUUCCAGGUUUUCUACUUUAGGAUGUACUUGGCCAUCGUACUGCUGGGAGCGACGCAUGGCCUCAUCUUCCUUCCUGUUUUACUAAGCUAUAUAGGCCCGUCGGUGAACAAGGCUAAAGUGCUUGCUGCUAACAUGCGCUACGCUGGCACUGAAAGGGAACAUCUCCUCAACUACUAAAAGGCUGUGUGGGACAGUCAACAAUGAACUAACUAUACUUCAGCAAAGGACUGUGUGUGAGUGUCGGACCAAGCUGCUUCUGUCGUCACUGACACACUAAUCAUCAUUGCCACUACUAUGCAUGGAUCUAACUCAGGAGUAUACCUCGGAAUGAGUGUGCCAGAGGCUUUUCAGAGGAUUUUCUAAAAGAGGCUUUGGACCCCCACCACCUCCUCUUCCUUUGUCAACUUUAGUCUAUGGUACAAGCAUGACUUCAGUAUCUGAAGCAUGAACAACAUACCACAAAACAGAGCGAAUGGGAUGUACAUUUCCCCCGGCAUCCACUGACAGGAGUCCAUUCAGAAUGGUAUGAGCUACGUCAUUUGGGAAAAUUCAAAAGGGUAAAACUGGUCCUUUUAUUUUAUUUUAUUUUUAUAAUUUCUUUUUAAAUAUGUAAAUGUACAGACCAGGGAGUAAUGUGUGCGGAGGGGGUUAGACUUUUGUAUUUCUUUUUGAUAUAAAACAUUCAUUGAGUGAAACGGCUAACAAAAAACAGUAACAGCAUCACAGACCCUUACAUACCUGGCAUUACCAUGAAUCCUACCCUGAGCUUUUGUCUGUAUACAGUAUUUUAAAACAGGUCAGUUAACAGUGCAUGCUUCUACAUGGCUUCCUACCUUUCCUGAAUAAAUUUAUUUCAACUAUUUGCAUUUAACAGUUAUAAAUUUCCUUUUUAGAUCACAUUAAUUUAUCUUUAGUGUCUUUUUUUUUUUUAGCUGUGAGCUGGACUAGAUUUUUGGAUCAAUUUUCAGUGUCAAAAUGCUUAUAAAUGCCAGGUGUAAAAGGUGCUGUGAUGCUAAUAGUUUUUACGUUGAAGUUUAUCUGAGGCAUUUUAAAGUUACUGAAACAAAGAAAAAAACGAGGCGAAGAGACAAACCUUUGCAUAUUACUGUCAAACAAACAAAAAACUUACACAGGACUCUCUUCAAUUUGUUCAGUGGUCAAUUGUAAUGUAUUCGUACAUAAUGUCAUAUAUUUUAUUGCAUAAUAGUACAGUCCUGAGGUUAUCUUUUCUUUGCAUUUAAAUAUUGUUUUUUAAACUAUUAAUACUGUAUUACCGUGUGCUGCUGUCAUUAACCCACUUCUAGUUUUCUGCCAGAAGUCCCUUUGAAAGUAACACUUCAUUUAAGUAUAAAAUAAACAGGAUUUUAUCUUGUUUUCCACCUACAUCACCUUUAUCCUCUCUGAGAUUGUAGCUGUUGGAUUUGUUUUGGCAUCAUCAAGGAGACGUGCACCCACAGGUUUACCAUGAGAUGAUCUCAACAUUUUAAUGAUUGUACAGUCUACAGAAACAGUAAAUCAUUCUGUGGUUUUGUGGUGCAUUUUUUUUCUUCAUAAUUAAGUUUUUUCCUUUUUUUUUGCCAAGGGUAGGGGGUGGGGGUAUAAGAAAUAGUUGUGUCAAAGAAGAGUUUUAAAACCUGGAUAUGAAAAUUGCUUACUGUGCUUGUUACAGUAACAGUGCUGUGCAUUGACAAAUCAUAUCUGAUACUGAAAAAAUUUCUUUUUGGAAAAGCAGAUGCAUUGGAUAUUUUAGGUUUUAACUAUUUUAACUCAUGUUAUAUUCUAAAGGUUGUACCUCUGAAUAAAUUUUGUCUUACACUUA
Molecule: messenger RNA, 5540 nt
Organism: Melanotaenia boesemani (Boeseman's rainbowfish)
Lineage: Eukaryota; Metazoa; Chordata; Actinopteri; Atheriniformes; Melanotaeniidae
Gene: npc1
Product: Niemann-Pick disease, type C1
Exons: 25
Coding region: 80-3898 (1272 amino acids)
Cellular component (GO): membrane
Molecular function (GO): lipid carrier activity
Source: RefSeq, a predicted model, not a curated record